GCAAAGCCCCUCCCUCCCUGUAGAAGCUUCCACAUUCGCCCAGCAAUGCACCGGGUCGCCAUGGCUAUGGGGAUCCCUCGGCGGAGCGCCCUGCUGCUCCUGUCGCUGCUGCUCUGCUUGGCCCUGGAGAGCAGCUGCGCUUUGCACACCAAGGGCGCACUGCCCCUCGACGCCAUCACCUUCUACAAGGUGAUCCCGAAGCACAAGUUUGUGCUGGUGAAAUUUGACACCCAGUAUCCUUACGGAGAGAAGCAGGAUGAGUUCAAAAAGGUGGCCGAAAGCUCAGAAUCCAGUGACGAUUUGUUGGUGGCCGAGGUGGGGAUAUCAGAUUAUGGUGACAAGCUGAACAUGGAACUGAGGGAGAAGUACAAGCUUGAUAAAGACUCUUACCCGGUUUUUUACCUGUUCCAAGAUGGCGACCUGGACAACCCUUUGCCUUACUCUGGGCAGGUCAAAGCGAGCUCCCUGCAGCGCUGGCUGAAGAGCCGGGGGAUCUACAUGGGGAUGCCGGGGUGCCUGAAGGAGUUCGACACCUUGGCCAGCAAAUUUGUGGGGGCCACGAAAGAGCUGGAGCGCCAAGCCCUCCUGGAAGAAGGGCGGAAGCUCCUGGCCAGGGCGAAGGAGACAGAGCAGAAGUCCUCGGAGCAGUACGUCAAGGUCAUGAGCAAAAUCCUCGCCCAGGGGGACCAGUUUGCCGCCAGCGAAGUCUCCCGGAUCAGCAAGCUCAUUGAGGAGAACAAGAUGAGCGAGGGCAAGAAGGAGGAACUCCAGAAGCGCUUGAACAUCCUUGCUUCCUUCCAGAAGAAGACCAAGGAGGAAAAGGAGGAACUUUGACAUGCUAGAAUCUUAAGUGGGUCGAGGUCCCGAUCUGGUGCUCCUUCAUGCAAGCAAAAAUGCCCUGCUCUCUUUUAACGAAUUCCCCUCAUAGAGAAGCUUCCCACAUACACACAUGCACACCCUUUUUAAACUUUUAUUUUGAACGAAAGGCAUCCCUUAGGUGCCACUCAGAACAGUACGGAGACUGCCAUCGGUCCCAGCGCUGUUGAGAGCAUUUCAGGUAGAAGAUCCGUUAAUCCUUUGUUUCAAAAGGCAAAAAAAUAAAUAAUCUUUCCUUCCCCCUUGCCCUUUUCUCCUCCUCUAAGAAAAAAGCUUCUCCUCACAGGUGUCGUCCAUGCCAGUUGUGUUUCCAAGAUGGCCGCCCUCAGGACUUGGCGCAGCUUCUUCUUCACUGGUGGGGUUUUCAAAAUGGCUGCACUUGGAACACAAGGCGACCUGUUGUCAUUGCUUGAAUUCUCAAGGUGCAGCCAAUCCUGGCCCCACCAGGCCUGUAACAUUGUGGACCGUGCCGGCUGGCCCACAACCAACACAGAAGGCUUAUUGAGUCAUUGGGUGGGGAGAGUUGCCAGAUAUUCAUGGCGGGCUGCAGUCAGUGUGGUGAGCUCAAAAUGGCCGCCCUCAGAAUGGUGCUUGGUGUUCUGGCGGGCAAUGGAAGAAGAUGGCCGCCCUCCCUGUUUUUGUGUGAUCUGUGCUGAGGAAUUCAACCAUCCGAGCAAGCAGGGGGUGGAAUCAUUUAUGUGUGUGUGUGUGUGUGUGUGUUUUUGGGAGCCCAGGUUUGGCCAAAGCAAAACAUGCAUUUGAGAUGGGGAGGCAAAAAUGGCGUUCGUCUCUUUACUGACCAGUAUUUGCAAAAAUGUUUUUUGGAGGGGAAUUACAUGGGUACUUAAUUUGCUAAUAAAGGUUAUUGGGCGGAAAAUUCA
Messenger RNA from Podarcis muralis (Common wall lizard), 1757 nucleotides. It is a transcript of the gene ERP29, whose product is annotated as endoplasmic reticulum protein 29. Lineage: Eukaryota; Metazoa; Chordata; Lepidosauria; Squamata; Lacertidae. The record is from RefSeq and is a predicted model, not a curated record. Gene Ontology annotation, cellular component: endoplasmic reticulum; endoplasmic reticulum lumen. Gene Ontology annotation, biological process: protein secretion.